GUUGUUGCAUGCGCUUCAGUCUCCCCUAAUGCUUGUCCCUUCCGGGCGCUCUCAUCGCUCUCCUACCUUCUCCGCUACACAGCUUGAAGGUCCCCUCCUCCGGGAAUCUCACCCGUCCCACUUGCCAGGAAGAACCAAGCAAAUUUUCUGAGUGAGACACCUUGUCCUCACUCAGGCAUCUUGUAGGCGGCUUCAGUGAGUUGUUGGGGCAGAUGCGCCAGGAGCUCCCGAGGGCAGGGACGGCGUCUUAUUUCUCUUUUUAAGUCCACAGGGCUUGCACAAUAGAUGCCCGAAAAAUGAGAGUGAAUUUAGAAUGAGUGACCGAGUGGCUGAAGAUUGCCUCCUUCCUUUCCCAGUCUGUCAGUUACUUACCCUGUGACAAGCCCUUGGGAUGGGCAGUCGCCCCUCUCUAGCCUAUGACUGCUGGCUGCCCCCACUGACACCUUAUACCCUUGAUCUGAUCAUAAAUAAGAAGCAGCCAGGGGACCUCGAGACUGAAACUGAUUUAGAGACUUCUGGGAGCUUUUUUCAUUUCUCUCCUCCCAUCCGGCCAGGACAGAUCCCCGCCCAGGAAGGGGCUAUUGACGGUAGCGGGCUGAGCGCCCAGAACUGGGACUGGGAUCGUGGCAGGGUGGGGCGGGCAUGGGGACCCGGCCGGGAGGUGAGCGCAGCUGUAGCUGCCAUUCAGCUUGUGGGUAGCACUCGGGCCGAGCCAUGCAGGCAGCGCGCGUGGGCUACAUUGCUCCCUGGUGGGUCGUGUGGCUGCACAGUGUCCCGCACCUCGGCCUGUGCCUGCAGCCCAUGAACAGCACCUUCAGCCCCGGCGAUGAGAGUUACCAGGAGGUGAAGCAGAACCUGAUGAACGUCUCCUACCACAUCACCCAGGACACCAGCAUCAUCGCUGACCUGCGGGCCGAGAUCCAGCGACUCAAGUGCAAGACUGAUGAGCAGACUGGGCGGGGCCAGGCCCGGGGCCGGCAGGAUCGGAGUGACAUCCUCUACAUCCAAGCUGAGGUUCAGCUGCACAGCGGGCAGGGUGAGAAGGCCGGCAUGGGACAGCUUUGGGAGCAGCUCGUCAGCGCCUUCCGGGAGCAGAUGGGUGUGUGGAGGCACCUGCUGGAGCUGGAGAACCGCGCCAUGGAGGUCCAGAUUAACACCUCCCGACACCUGCUCACCACCGCCAGCUGGAAGCACCAGAAGUCCCACCGGGCCCUCAAAUGGCGGGAGGAGCAGCGGAAGGAGUGCUACGCUAAGGACAACAGCGAGAAGGACUCAGACACAGGCGAUGACCAGCCAGACAUCCUGGAGCCGCCCGAGGUGGCCGCAGCCUGGGAGAGCAUUGCAGCCCUGGUGGGCGAGCAGAAGCAGCUGCAUGAGCAGAAGCUGGCGCUGGAGCAGCGCUGCCAGGAGCUGCGCGAGGAGGGCCGGCGCCUGAAGGAGAGGCAGUGGCGCGUAGGCUCUGGGAAGCGGCGCGAGAUGCUCAGCCUGCUGUGCCGCAUGCACGAGCUCGAGAUGGAGAACACCCUGAUGCAGCUUGAGGCUGUGCACCGCCGGGAGCAGGACUGCAGUCUCUGCUACGAGAUUUUCCAGGGCCAGCAGCAGAUCAUCGAUAACUACAACCUGGCCGUCUCGUAGCUCCUGGAAGAGCUCUACAAUGUGAACCUGCGGGAGCUGGAGGAGGGCAGCCUGGAGCAGGCCACCAUCAUGGACCAAGUGGCCUCCAGGGCCCUGCAGGAGAGCUCCUUGCCCAAAAUCACCCCAGCAGGAACCUCGCUGACCCUAGAUUCUGACCUGGAGAGUGUGAAGACAUUGAGCUCUGAUGCCCAGUGCCUGCAGAACAGCGCCCUCCCUCCCCUCAGCACAGAGAGUGAAGGCCACCAUGUGUUCAAGGCUGGUACUGGGGCCUCGCAGGCAAAAAGCUCUUCUGUGCCCACCCUACCUCCCAUUCAGCUUGGCAGCCUGGUGACGCAGAAGGCUCCGGCGCAGGACAGCCUGGGCAGCUGGAUCAACUCCCCCGACAGCAGUGAGAAAUUGUCGGAGAUCCUUUUGUCCCACAAAGAGAGGAAGGAGAUCCUGACUGGCGCCAAGUGCAUCUCAGUGAAGGCCGCCUGGCAGCGCUUGUGGGCCCUGGGCACCAAGGGGCGACACCUGCUGGCGCCCACGACAGAGCGCAGAAGCCUGUCCCUGCAGUCACUUAGUGAGGGCGACGAUGCGUGGCUGCCCAGCCCCACGCUGCAGCAUGCUGCCAGUGAGGAUAAGCUGUCCAGCAGCACGGGCGAGGCCCCGUCCCGGGCAGUCGGGCAUCAUGAGGACAGGCAUCUUCUGGCUGCGUGGCCAGAAGAAAAGCCUGGGCAUGAAAAGGGAGGAGUCGCUGGAGGCAACUCCAAGGAAGGAGAGGUCCCGAUACUUCGAGAUCACCGGGCAAGGGGUGAGGUGAGGAGAGGCCUCCCAGCCCUGGACAGAAUGCUGUUGCCAAACCCUAAACAGCCCUGAGGCCAGCCUCGGCCU
Nomascus leucogenys (northern white-cheeked gibbon) is the source of this 2508-nucleotide messenger RNA. Its product is annotated as kinesin-like protein KIF19. The record is from RefSeq and is a predicted model, not a curated record. Gene Ontology annotation, cellular component: membrane. NCBI's taxonomy places the organism in Eukaryota, Metazoa, Chordata, Mammalia, Primates, Hylobatidae.